Molecule: messenger RNA, 1172 nt
Organism: Ambispora gerdemannii
Lineage: Eukaryota; Fungi; Glomeromycota; Glomeromycetes; Archaeosporales; Ambisporaceae
Source: the annotation of a GenBank genome assembly
GUGAUGACGAAGAAAUCGAAAGUUAUGUGGAGGAUUGUGAUAACGAUGAUGAUGGCAAUAAUAACAGCGACACCAGUAAAGAUGAUCCAACGUAUAUAGAAAAAAAAACAAUAAAUUUCUCGCGUAUUAAAUUUAAUGAACGUAAAAUCAAAGCGAGAUAUCAAAAGCCAAAUGAUUUAAUCUCCGACGGUAUUCUUGAAAUUAAUCACAUAAAAAAACAUCAUCAAAAACUAUAUCAAAUCCUAGAGACAAAUAAUUGUUUACGCGAUUUCGUUUAUCCUGAGCUAAGUGAUUCCAUCGGCUUGAAUGAGCGAGAAAGAGGUUUUGUCCGCGAUUAUAUUCUAUAUGGAAAAGCCACAGUUCCAGAAGAAAGAUCUCAAAAUCGAAACUUUUAUGAUAGCUUAAUUUCUUUCUUGAAACAAUUGCAAAUAAUUUGGAAAUCAAAAUCCUAUCAAGAGCGAUCAGAAACAAUCAAUGAAAAAUCCUACUCGCACCAAGUUGUAAAACCAAUAAUGGAUUUUACAUUACACAACAUCAAUAAUGUAGAAUCCAGAUAUGACGGUCAUCCAUCUGAAGCAACACAACGACGAAAUGCUGGUGAAGAUGGCCCUAUAAGAUAUCCGGAUCUUUUCUCCUAUAAAGAACAUGAAAAACAUGCAAUUAAUAUUGCAUUUAUACAUGGUGAAAUCAGCAAUGGCCCGUUCGUAGAAAUUAAUGCACAGCAUUUGAAGCAUAUAUCAAAUGAUAAGAUUCGCCUUGGGAAAUUCGCAAAAGACAACUUAAGUUAUUAUCAAUUCUUUAUCGAUGAUUUUGAUUCAGAGGAUUUGGAGGGGGAUUUAUAUGAAUUUCAAAAUACGAUGUUACAUUUUCAUCACGAUAAAAUGGACAUUUAUCUUAUGGACUAUGAGCUGGAUCCGUUCUAUAGAAUGUGUUUGGUCAAGUCAUUCGAUCUUCCCUUGACCAAGUCUCAAAACAUACAUGAAACCAUCGAAAGAGUGAUAAAGUUAUUAAAUAUCAUAAUAUCGAUGAAUCAAAUAGCUGAAAGAAAUACUCGUAUAAUCGAUAAUAUAGAUAAUAUAGUAGCAGUUAUGUCGAGGGAAAAUAGAAUCCCAGAACGAAGUAAUGUAAUUUUGACUAACGCUACUCCUUACGUUCUUGCCGCUCAUCAUUAG